Trachemys scripta elegans is the source of this 3057-nucleotide messenger RNA. It is a transcript of the gene CRKL, whose product is annotated as CRK like proto-oncogene, adaptor protein. Gene Ontology annotation, biological process: positive regulation of ERK1 and ERK2 cascade. Gene Ontology annotation, molecular function: protein binding. The transcript has 3 exons. The record is from RefSeq and is a predicted model, not a curated record. Lineage: Eukaryota; Metazoa; Chordata; Testudines; Emydidae. The coding region runs from base 695 to 1609 and encodes 304 amino acids.
AGCAGCUGGGGGGAGGGGGGAUCUCGCAGCGACUCUGGUAGCUCCGGAGGGAGAGACGUGAACUCGUCUCUUUCUGUCACUGCAGGCGCAGAGCCCGGGGGCGCCGGCCCCUCCUCGCCGCCAGGCAGACUGGGCGGCUGCUCCGCGUCAGGCACCGCUCACUCUGCCCUGAUAUGCCGCCUGUGGGGGGAGCAGCAAGCUGCACCCUGCCCCUGGGGGCGCGAGCCCAGGCGCGGAGAGCGCCUGCGCGGGGCGGGUUCUCGGAAGCCUCCCUCCCUCGGCCGGCCCAGGCCGCCAUUUUGGCGCUGGCUCUGGGGACAGGAGCCCGUAGGAUAAAGCGCGAGCCGAGCGUUUUUCGCUUCCUCACUGCGGAGCUGGCACAGCAGCCGCCCCUUGCCGGCGCCCUGGGCCUGGCUGCGUCCGCCGCCGCUCUGCGCGCCCCCGGGCCCCGCUGCCGGCCGGAGAGCGAGGCGGGAAGGAUGUCCCGCACGCCCCGCCGCUGAGAGAGAAGCAGGGGCCCGACCGCCGCUCCCGCCCCACCCCGGCCGCUCUCUGGGCCUCCGCCUCCCUGGUCACAGGGAUUCCUGCCCCGGCCGUGCCCGUAGUUCUCCCGCCCGGGCUUCCCGUCGCUUGGUUUUCCCCGGCCAGGCCUUUCUCUCUCCGGCCGGGCCUUCGGGCUCCCCCGCCCGUUGCCAUGUCCUCGGCCGCUCGCUUCGACUCGUCGGACCGCUCCAGCUGGUACGUGGGCCCGCUGUCGCGGGCGGAGGCGCAGACGCGGCUGCAGGGGCAGCGGCACGGCAUGUUCCUGGUGCGGGACUCGUCCACCUGCCCGGGGGACUACGUGCUGUCGGUGUCCGAGAACUCGCGGGUCUCCCACUACAUCAUCAACUCGCUGCCCAGCCGCCGCUUCAAGAUCGGCGACCAGGAGUUCGAGCACUUGUCGGCGCUGCUGGAGUUCUACAAGAUCCACUACCUGGACACCACCACCCUCAUCGAGCCCGCGCCCAGGUAUCCAAGUCCACCAAUGGGAUCUGGAUCAGCCCCUACAAUUCCCACUGCAGAAGAAAAUUUGGAAUAUGUUCGGACUCUCUAUGACUUUCUUGGGAAUGAUGCUGAAGAUCUGCCAUUUAAAAAGGGUGAGAUACUGGUAAUUGUAGAGAAGCCUGAAGACCAGUGGUGGAGUGCCAGAAACAAAGAUGGUCGUGUUGGGAUGAUCCCUGUUCCUUAUGUAGAGAAGCUGGUCAGGUCGUCCCCUCAUGGGAAACAUGGGAACAGGAAUUCCAACAGCUAUGGUAUUCCAGAACCUGCCCAUGCUUAUGCUCAACCUCAGACCACAAGUCCCCUUCCCUCUGUAUCCAGUACACCUGGAGCAGUGAUCAACCCUCUGCCAUCAACACAGAAUGGACCGGUCUAUGCCAAAGCUAUUCAAAAAAGAGUACCAUGUGCUUAUGACAAGACUGCCUUGGCAUUAGAGGUUGGAGACAUUGUGAAGGUUACAAGGAUGAAUAUAAAUGGUCAGUGGGAAGGUGAAGUCAAUGGCAGAAAAGGGCUCUUCCCUUUCACGCACGUCAAAAUAAUUGACCCUCAAAACCCAGAUGAAAAUGAGUGAUUCCUGUUGCUCAGCUUACACUGCUGCUUCAUUGUUCUGGCUACGAGAAGCAUCAUUUGAGGUGGGGAGACGACUGUUAACGGCACGUUGCUAGCACUGUCCAUUUGUCUAGCUUGCUGCAGUUUGAUGGUUCUUUUUAUACACAUUUGGAAUGCACACAAUUGAAGUCAUGUGCUGACCAUACCAUAGUUGCAUCAUCCAAACUGUAGUAUCACUUCUAGAACUAUUUUGGCCCUUAAGCUGGAGAAGACUGAAAUCAUACAGGCAGAUAGUAAAUAGGAUCAAGAAAAUAAUCUUUCCUGUUUGAGGCUUUCAGGAACAGCAUGUUCUGGUUUAUUCAUUAGGAGGAGAGUUCUAAUCCUCAGAUCAAAUAUGAAAAUUUUGCAUCACUGUCCCAACAGAGAAACAACAAAACUGCAGUUUUGUGGCUGAGGAAGGGAAGAGCUGAAUUUGAGAGAAAAUCUGCCCUAAGAUAAUAUAGUCAAAACAAGUCUCUUUAUAGACAAUAAUUGGAUCUCUUGUGCAUUUUGAGCAGCUAUUUUAACAAGGCUGUUUUUGUGAUACAACUCUAAGCUUGCUGUUGACUUAGAAAUAAAGUUUGUGUGAUGAAAGUAAAUACCCAUUGAAGUGAAGAUCUUUAUAAGAAAACUUAAGUUGACAUUGUAAAUGGUAGCCCAUUUUGUCAUAUACAUAAAACCAAUUCUGCAGAUUAUUGAAUGCAAAUAUAAAAGUUGCUGGAUGAUUUGUAAGCACUAGAACUGUAGAAACAACCUUUAAAAGGGAAACACUUAAGCCUGGUCUACACACAGACUUUUGUACUGGUAUAGCUCUUAGGGAGGAGUAUAGGGUUUUUUAAACAGUUUUUACUAGUACAACCUGGUUUCAGGGAUGGGAUAAUGAGAUAAAGGUGCCUUAUACUGACAUAACUUAUCAGUAUAAUUGCAUCCACAUCAGGGGGUUGUACCACUUUAAACUUUUAUAGGUAAACAGAGCAACUUGUGUAGAUUAGCCCAACUCCAUGACCUCUUCUGCCUGCCUCUUUUUAAAUGAAUUUAAAAGAUUAAUUGAAAUAUUUUAAUAAAUAAAAUACAUGUGAAAAUUAUGCUCUUUUUUUAAUCCCAGGGGGGCUCUGUUUAUAUCUUCCCUACAGAAGCUGACAACUCUAAAUAGCAGGAGGAUGUACUUUUAUCCACUUUAGGUAUUAAAGAUGCCUUCAAGCUUAGCAAAAGAUGCAGAAAUCCAAACUUUGCUUUCAGCAUUUAGAGGAACUUACGUGAAACAUUAACACUUAAGUAUUUUUUUUUUCCAUCUUAUGUCUGAACAUGUAUUCUUUUAAAGAUGUUGGGCAGUUGAGCCCUAAGCACAUGUUGCUCUGAACUCUGUAUUGAAGUGCCUUGAAAUUCUUGGAGAGAAGGCACUGAAACAUGCAAAAAAAAAAAAAAAAAAAA